Messenger RNA from Cinara cedri, 177 nucleotides. The record is from the annotation of a GenBank genome assembly. NCBI's taxonomy places the organism in Eukaryota, Metazoa, Arthropoda, Insecta, Hemiptera, Aphididae.
AUGGAUUCCAUUGAAGAAGAAAAAGAAGACAACGAUUUGGAUGCUGACGUACCAACAACAGCUAAAGUUACUCGAAAAUGUGGUGAAACGUUGCAGAAAUUCUUCAUGCAGAAGGAUAACGGAAAUAUUCCGUCUGAAAAAAUAGUUAGCAAGUUUUGUCAACCAUAUUUACACUGA